GUUAAAGCUUAUUCCCCUUUAAAUACGUUGUUGCCCAUCUUAACAUUGAAAAGAUGAUAUGGGCUUUGAUCUCAGAAUUUAUAUUCAGGUAUUGGAUAUAAGAUCUGGAUAUAAGAAUAAUGCAUUUCUUGGUGAAAUGACAGCUUGGUGCUUUUUGCUCUGAAACCCACAGAACAGGCAGACAGUGAGUUGAGGUGAGAUAGCAGUGUUUCUUAGUGAUUAGUAAAUGAACAAUCUUAAGAGAUUCUAAAAAGGGGGCUAGCUUAUGCUCCACCUCCUAACGGUCAAAACCUACACGAAAAAGAGAGAUUUGAAGUCAGACUUGCAGCUGACAGAGAUAGCCAAGAGAGAGGAGGGAGAGAACAGCAGACAGCUUUAAGAACCUGUUUCUGCGGCCUUUUAGCACUGAGCGGACUGUAACUGGGAUGAGUGGCCCUGUAAGCGGCGGUUUGACUUUCUGUUAGCUGGUCAUGUAAAGAAUAAAAAGCAAAAAAACGAAAUAAAAGAGAAACUUCACUUUUGUUGCUACCACUGACAAUUGGCGUCGUAUCAAAGUGCUUGAUGGCUGUUAAACAGGCUGCGCUCCCUUCCUUCAGCUCCUUCUCCAACCUCGCACAAUCCAGUGACAAUAUGAAGGUGUGGAAGUCUGAGGGUGACUCUCUCCCUUUGGACUCUUUCAGCAACAAACUGUCACCAAGCAGCUCUGAGCAGCUGCAGGUCUCUAAAAACAUAUCAGAGGAGCUCCUGGAUGACGACAGCCAAGCAUCCUGGGACACUGAGUUCCUACUGGCUGAUUGGAGCACCCCAUCGCCUGACCUAAACCCCUCUCAGGACAACAAUGAUCAUCAGCUGCCACAGUUGGACCCAAACACAGCGUACCAAGAGGUGGCCCUGUUUAAGGACCAACCAGAGAAGGAGCAUCUGCAGAUAAACACUGGCUGCCUCAUGACAGAGCUCCUGUCCCCUGCUGAAACCACAUCGUUGGUCCAGCCGGAGAUGUACCACCAUGGUUAUAUUGACGACCAAACAGGUCAGAUUUCACUCCCCAGUCUACCUAACGUAGAUCACUUUGGGUUCACUCAGGGAGGCAGUGUGGAGAGGCACAGCAGAGGAAACCUCACUAAAGUUACAUCAUGGGACUUUAAUUCUUACUACUCCGAGCAACACCCCUCCAUGGUGACCUACCCCAACAGCAGGUUCAUACCACCUCAAGCUGUGACCCCUGACGCUCGACACUACAGCUACAUGCCACACUUUCAGCACAACACCACCCUUUUCUGUGACUACACUCACAGCCAGGCAACCAGUCAUCUGCCCCUUCACCAGCAGCCCCUGCUGGUUGGACCACAGCUGCCCCCUGGUGGGGUGGAGGGGAAGCGUAGUCGAAAGGCUCCAGGGAAGAAGAGGCCUGCCAUCCACAGCUGUGAAUACCCUGGCUGCAGCAAGACCUACACCAAGAGCUCCCACCUCAAGGCUCACCUCCGCACCCACACAGGGGAAAAGCCUUACCAGUGCUCAUGGGAGGGCUGCAGCUGGAAAUUUGCCCGCUCAGAUGAGCUGACGCGUCACUACCGCAAGCACACAGGCCAAAAACCCUACGAGUGUCUGCUGUGUCAGAGGGCCUUCUCCCGCUCCGACCACCUGGCUCUGCACAUGAAGAGACACACCUGACCUGAUACAUAAAAACACACACACACACAAAUCACCAUUUAAAUUAAGAUAAAGGUGGAAGAUUUGAAUAUUCUUUAUAGUUUGAAUUUAUGACCAAACCAGUACACUGAACAGGUACAUUUGGGACUCAUAUUAGGGACCUCAGAUAUUAACUGAACAUCUUCCCACAAUUACCUUGAAAUCUGCACUUGGAUGUCUGACUGGUUGAGAAUACAAGCCCACAUGUAGACUAGGCAUGAGAACACAACCAGUGGUAGGAUGACGUCAAAAAAACAUUUUGAGGGGAGUUGUCCAUUUUUGGUUUACUUCAGAAGACAAAUGAGACAAAUAGAAAUCAGAAGCCUUAGAUAUGUAUAUUAAUUUUUUUUAUAAAUGAUUUAUAUGCACGGCCUAAAGAGUCACCAAAAGGUAAUGACUGCUUAACCAAUAACUUUUAAGAGUAUCCCACUGAUAUAGCAAUGCACUCCUAUAAUAACUUUGUUGAACUAAAAAAACAAAAACAAUAU
Messenger RNA from Etheostoma cragini (Arkansas darter), 2177 nucleotides. RefSeq names its product Kruppel-like factor 1 (erythroid) (gene klf1). The transcript is spliced from 4 exons. Gene Ontology annotation, molecular function: DNA-binding transcription factor activity, RNA polymerase II-specific; RNA polymerase II cis-regulatory region sequence-specific DNA binding. Lineage: Eukaryota; Metazoa; Chordata; Actinopteri; Perciformes; Percidae. Gene Ontology annotation, biological process: regulation of transcription by RNA polymerase II. The coding region runs from base 562 to 1671 and encodes 369 amino acids. The record is from RefSeq and is a predicted model, not a curated record.